Phanerochaete carnosa HHB-10118-sp is the source of this 357-nucleotide messenger RNA. RefSeq lists its product as uncharacterized. NCBI's taxonomy places the organism in Eukaryota, Fungi, Basidiomycota, Agaricomycetes, Polyporales, Phanerochaetaceae. The transcript is spliced from 5 exons. The record is from RefSeq and is a predicted model, not a curated record. Bases 1 to 357 code for a protein of 118 amino acids.
AUGACAGGACGAGGACAACCCAGGCGGUACCAAACACGUGCAAGCCAGCAAUUGACGCUCCCCGUUUCGCUUUCCUCCUCCAUCACCUUCGAGCACGCACUAAAUAUGGGUGGAGGCUCAAGAUAUCCGUACCCCAAGCAUGUGUGGUCCCCAGCGGGUGGCUGGUGGACGCGACCGUCGAACUGGAAGUCUAACACAACCAUUGUGUUCGGGAUGAUAUUUGCUAUCACGUACGGUGUUUGGCGAGUCAGUGCGGACAAGGAGUGGCGGCAUGUCGAGCCAUCAAGGCCAAUACCUUCUAUGAUGUGGGCAAAGCAGUACACGGAGAAGAAGCAAGAGCAAGAACAAGAACAAUAG